This is a messenger RNA of Lingula anatina, 1822 nucleotides long. Its product is annotated as cilia- and flagella- associated protein 210. Gene Ontology annotation, cellular component: axonemal microtubule. The record is from RefSeq and is a predicted model, not a curated record. NCBI's taxonomy places the organism in Eukaryota, Metazoa, Brachiopoda, Lingulata, Lingulida, Lingulidae.
UGUUGUAGUGACAAGAGUUUGCUUGGCAACCAUUGAAGUGGGUUAUGUGGUAGAUGAGGGCUGAUUGCAACGGAAUUACACAGUUAAAUACAACAUUAACCAGAAAAAUAGAAUAAACAAAUCAAAUAAUAAUUGUCUUUGGUACUAAGCGGCUAAAAUGGCAGCGACAGUAUUGCACGGUAGAAGAAAAGGACAAGCAAGAGCGGACUCAGCUCCUGGUAGUUUGCAGCAGCCCAUGAUGACACUGCCUGAUGGCACCGACCUACGACAGGUCACUGUCCUCACACAGGGAGACUGGGGUAGGAUUAACAUGCAACUAAAUAGAGGCCAAAUUGAGGCCGAGGAGAGGAGAAGGCGGAGAGAGGAGAAAGAAGCCGUGAAGAAGAUGUCCAAGGACAAAGUAAAAAACUGGACAAACACAAUUGCUGGUCACAGACAGAAGAGACUUGAGGCAAGGAAAAUAAGAGAAGAAAAGGAAGAGGCAGAGAGAAAACAGGUUGAUCUGGAAGAAGCUCAAUUUCAGGCUCAGAAGAGAAAAGAAGCUAUUGAAAAGGCAAAGACCCUGCAGUAUUACCAGACAGACAGAGUGAAGGGAUUCCAUAGUGCGCUGAUGUUCACAGAAGUCCUGAAAGAAAGAGAGGCCCAACUUGAGCUAAAACGGCUGAAGGAGAAGGCAUACGAAGGCAAGGACAACGACUGGCUGGACAAACAGAGAAAAGACUAUGAAGAUGGUAUCCGUGACGACCAGAGGAAAGCGCUUCAGAGACUGCAAGAAAGAGAGGAGGUGGCAGAGUUUCAGAAAGCACAGAUAAGAGAGCAUAUAAAGGACCGCCUGAUCGCCAUGGAGGAUGACAAGAAGGAGGGCGAGGACCUGAAGAAGCUAGCAAUCCAGUACCACCUGGAGAAGAAACGGCUGGAGGACAUCAGGAGAGAUGAACAGAAGCAGAACAUGCAGCAGAAUGUGAAAAGGAUCGAGGAUGUGAAGAAAAUGAGGGAAAUACAACAGGAGAUUGAAGAGGAAGAAGAUGAGGAGUGCAGGAUCUUUGCUGCUGCUAAAAGGAAAAUGAUGAAGCUGCGAGUUGAAAAGGAAAAACUUCUCCAUAAUGAGAAGCAAGAGAGACUGGAGAAGAUUCGUGACCGUCUGGCAGCCCAGAUGAAACAGAAGGUCGAUGACGAGGAUCAGAGGAUUCGUAAAGCAACCGAGGAGAGAGAGGCCAAGAUUGCAAAGGAGGAUGCCGAGAAGGAUGCCAAGAAUAGGAGGAUGCUUUCUGAGAUGGCUGAACACAGAUACCAGCAGAUGAGAGAGAAAGAAGAAAAGGAGGCUGCAGAGAGAGCCAGGGAGAUGGAAAUGCUACAGAUCCGCAAGGAGGCAGACAAAUUGUUCCAGAGAAACGAGGAAAUGAAACAUAGCAGAAAGUUUGAUGAAAAUAAACACCUAGCAGACUUCCAUCUCAUGCAAGCUGGCCAGCGCAAACUUAAAGAAGACGAGGUGAAGGUGGAGCAGCUCCAGCAAGACGCCAAAAACAUGGAGCUGCUGAAGCUGGAGGAGGACCAGUUCCAGGAGUACGCCGGGAAGGUGAUCGACCACUGCCUCCAGGGAGGACGCAACGUGUACCCUCUCCGCAAGGCGGCCAGGCCAGGCGCCGGCGGGGGACUGGGGCCCAUCUUCGAGGGGAAGGGCGGCAUCCGCCCCAGUUACAUGGCGAUGGAUCACAGCGGUGUCCAGCUGCCCAACUACCAACGAGGGACGACCGAGGAGGUGAAGAAGAAUAUAUAUGGCGAUGGACGGACCAACAAGAGACUCGGUUUCGUGUGGAGAUAA